GGGACCGAGGGGCAGGGACCCAGGCGCCCCUCCCCGGAGCCCGGAGCAUCCCCGGGCCGGCCGCGGGGCUCCGGGCUGGGCUGGAUUGCGAGAGGGGCGCCGUGCCCCUCUCUGUCCCCACUCCGUGCCCUCGCUCCGCGUCCGCUCUGUGCCCCCACUCCGUGUCCCCGCUCCGCGCCCUGCCCGGUGCGCUCCCGCCCUGCCCGGGACAGACGGACCGAUAAGGGGACCGAGAGCGGCACGAUGCCCGGGAGCCUGACGGGACUCGGGCUGGGGCUGGCUCUCGCCUUAGCCCUGCUGCUGCUGCUGCUGCUUCGCGGAGCCUGCUCCCGGUCCGGGGAGCCGCUGGACGCCGGGGGACAGUGCCGGCCGCCUGGAUCGCAGGGAGACCUGAACUCGUUUCUCUGGACCAUUCACCGGGACCCUCCUGCCUACCUGUUUGGCACCAUCCACGUUCCAUACACACGAGUCUGGGACUUCAUCCCAGACAACUCGAAGGCAGCCUUUGAAGCCAGCGCCCGGGUUUAUUUUGAACUCGACCUCACCGACCCCUACACCAUUUCGGCCCUGGCCAGCUGCCAACUUUUGCCCCACGGUGAGAACCUGCAGGACGUGCUGCCCCGGGAGCUGUACCGGCGGCUCAAGCGCCACCUGGACUACGUGAAGCUCAUGAUGCCCACCUGGAUGACGCCGGACCAGAGGGGCAAAGGCCUGUACGCCGACUACCUGUUCAACGCCAUUGCAGGUAACUGGGAGCGCAAGCGGCCGGUCUGGGUGAUGCUAAUGGUGAACUCACUCACCGAGACGGACGUGCGUUCACGCGGGGUCCCGGUGCUGGACCUAUACCUGGCGCAGGAGGCCGAGCGCCUGAAGAAGCGCACGGGCGCUGUGGAGAGGGUCGAAGAGCAGUGUCACCCACUCAACGGUCUCAACUUCUCCCAGGAGAGCUCGGGGCUGCAAGCGGCCUGGGGGCUGACCUGGCGGCUGUGGGGAUGA
Messenger RNA from Dromiciops gliroides (monito del monte), 996 nucleotides. RefSeq names its product TraB domain containing 2B (gene TRABD2B). The coding region runs from base 244 to 996 and encodes 250 amino acids. Gene Ontology annotation, biological process: negative regulation of Wnt signaling pathway. Gene Ontology annotation, cellular component: organelle membrane. The transcript has 3 exons. NCBI's taxonomy places the organism in Eukaryota, Metazoa, Chordata, Mammalia, Microbiotheria, Microbiotheriidae. The record is from RefSeq and is a predicted model, not a curated record. Gene Ontology annotation, molecular function: metalloendopeptidase activity; Wnt-protein binding.